This is a messenger RNA of Acanthocheilonema viteae, 699 nucleotides long. The record is from the annotation of a GenBank genome assembly. NCBI's taxonomy places the organism in Eukaryota, Metazoa, Nematoda, Chromadorea, Rhabditida, Onchocercidae.
AUGAGUGUCACUGAUGUGUCGAGAAAUAAACAAUGUUGUGACGAUGCAGUCAAUGAAUCAGUAGAUUUUCUGAAAGGAGUUAAUAUCAUACAGAGUUACGUCACUGAUUAUAUCCGAUAUCGUGUGCAUUUACAAAACGGCUAUUGUCCAUGUUUGCCAGAAAUCCCAAGUUCAGAUGAUUAUCGAUUUGAGUUAAUUCGAGCAGUUGCCUUAAUUUUUGAACAAAAACAUUCGGAGGAGCUUACGAAUAUGGUUACAGCGUUAUGCAUUCAUGGAAGGCUUACAUUUCAACGAUAUGUUAAGGUUGUGGAAUGUUUUGCGCAAAAUAAUGAUGAUGAUGAGCGAGAUGAACAACUAUCUUAUGGACGGUUGGUGGCAUUGAUUGCAUUUGCUGGAUUAGUUGCAAUAAAACUUUGUGACAUGGGGAUGUUUCCGGAUGUUUCAAUGAUUGCAUCCUACACGUCCAAAUUUUUGCAUAAGCAGGUCGUUUUAACAUGGCCACAGAAUAAACGUUCUUGGGAAAGCUUCUUCGAUCGCGCGAAAAUGAUAAUUGAUAGGAAUGAAACUGAAGAGAAUGAACAAUUCAACUUAAAAUCGGAGUAUAGUCGGUGGUGGUUAUCAAUUAGAGCGUUGGUGAUAUUCAGCAUGCUUGGUAUUGGUGCUUUCACGUUAAUUAAGGCAAUGCUGAGAGCACGAUAA